AGCAUAAACUCCUUAUCUGAAACAAGGCUUUAGAAUGUCGCUGUUGUUCCUCUCAAGUGGUGGCCUUUUGUUUCCCCUUUUCUUUUUUCCGCGCAUGAUUCCUCGAACCCAUCUGCUCUAAUACUCGUCCCAAAGACAUCUUCUUUACACCCCUCCAAUUUUAAUAUGGAUGGUCCGCAUCAGAAGUAGGGAUGGCCUGCAAGACAUUAGAAAUUCGCUAGCUUUUGCUCCAGUCUUGGGAUUCAAAUUUUGCAUUCUUUUUUUUUUUAAACAGCUUUCUACUGUUCGAUGUUGCCUGUUUCAUUUCAUGUAAAUUAACUGCGCGGCCAGGAGGAGUCAACAUGGGACUGCAUCAAAAGUCUACCAGAACAACGGGAACAAAGGAUUGUCUGGGGGUACUUCCAGAUGGAAUUCUGUCCAAAAUCAUCUCGAGGCUUACGCUAAAAGAGGCAGUAAGGACUAGUAUCUUGUCGAAAAGUUGGAGAGCCAUUUGGACUAGUCACCCCUGCCUAUUGUUUGAUUCGGCCAACAUACUCGGGAACAAAAUUCACUCCAAAAGUAUGUCCUGCUGUUUUGGUGAACCUGACAGGCAGUUGCAAAGGCUUCACUUUGUGGAAAAGGUUGAUCACCUUAUGCAUCAGCGUCGAAGAGGUCUGAGGAUAGACUCUUUAGCCAUACACUUCCACUUAGGUAAAGAGUUCGCUUCUCACAUCAGUGAGUGGAUUGAAUGCGCAUUUGCUAAGGGAGCUGAGAUCAUUGACCUUGAUCUGUCCGAAUCAUGUAGUUUUAAAGUAGAUAACGUGCCCCUAGCUGAAUUCGAACGUUAUACAUUUUCCUGCUCGCUUCUUGCAUCCCCUAAUGUUAGAUGUGCUCUAAAGCAUCUCCGACUGACCUGCUGUAAUUUUGAUUCUGUUCCCACUCCUGGCAGCCUGGCCUCUCUGACCACCGCUGAACUACGGGACGUUAAUAUCAGUGAUCAGCAACUAGAGAAUUUCUUGUUGACCUGUUUACGUCUUGAAAAUUUGAGUUUGCUUGCCUGCACCAACCUUGUCAAACUUAAAUUCUCCUGUCCAAAAUUUCGUCUUAAGAUUCUAAGCAUACAGAAUUGCCCUAGAUUAGACAGCAUUGAACUUGGUCCGGAGAGUCUUACCACAUUUGAAUAUACCGGUGAAUUAGCCACUUUUUCCUUCAAAUAUGCCCCAAGGUUAACAGAUAUGUAUCUGAGUUUCACGGGUCAUAACAGACAAGAUGGUGUGAGCUCUGCACUCUCGAGGUUUGCUUGUGAUAUACCUCACUUGCGGACUUUAAAUCUGGUCUCAGUACUGGGCAUGAAGACACCAGAGCUGCCAGACAAGGUGCUAAACUUUACUAAUGUCCAGGAGCUAAUCCUUACUGUUUUUCCUUUCCACGAUGAAGACAAAUUUGAUUGGAUUAUUUAUGUGCUGAAGACCUUCACUUCGUUGCGCAGUCUCCAACUCAAUUUGUUUUCUCCAAGCUACAUCAGAAAAUCAAAUAUUUCACCAAGGCAGCUUCCUGAAUGCACUCAUAGGCACCUGACUAAGUUGGAAAUAAAUGGAUUCUAUGGUAGUCCGCAUGAAAUUGAGCUGCUGGAAUACCUGCUUGACAAUUUGGUUGAACUUGGAGUGCUCUUCAUUAACUCAUGCCGCAAGAUAUACAAGAGAUUCAACCGGUGGGAUUCCGAAGUAGCAAGUAAUUCCCACAAAAUUAGGCCUGAGGUUGUGGAAUGGAUUCAUGAUAACGUAUCUCCAACCAUACAGCUGCACGUAUUGUGACAUUGGGUCGUCCUCUAAGCUAUAGCUGAAAUUUAUAUUCUAGUAUGACAAAGUUUGCCCAUUAUCCUAGAAAAGCGAUAGUUUAUCUUGGGGGAGUGGUAGUUAAUUAGAUGUGGAGUCGUUGUAGGGGAACAAGUUGUUAAUUAUCUUUCUGAAGAAGGAUAUAUCUGAUGAUACAUUAAGUGACACAUUUUGUUUAUGCCAGCCUAUCUCCAAUGUUAUAUAAAUAAAAAGGGUU
Molecule: messenger RNA, 2031 nt
Organism: Coffea eugenioides
Lineage: Eukaryota; Viridiplantae; Streptophyta; Magnoliopsida; Gentianales; Rubiaceae
Product: F-box/LRR-repeat protein At3g26922-like
Exons: 5
Coding region: 342-1793 (483 amino acids)
Molecular function (GO): protein binding
Source: RefSeq, a predicted model, not a curated record